Salvelinus namaycush (lake trout) is the source of this 895-nucleotide messenger RNA. Its product is annotated as neuropeptide-like protein C4orf48 homolog. Lineage: Eukaryota; Metazoa; Chordata; Actinopteri; Salmoniformes; Salmonidae. Bases 441 to 728 code for a protein of 95 amino acids. The record is from RefSeq and is a predicted model, not a curated record. The transcript has 4 exons.
ACCUACACAGCUGACGUUAGCAGCAAUCUAGCUAAGCAAGGAAGCGAUCGAUGCGGACUGCUGGCUAUCGAUAGUUUAACUAGAGUAGAGAACACGGUGUAAUGAUGUUGACUGUCUGCAUCGCCAUAUCUGCGGCUAACUAGCUAAGUAUACACUUGAAACAGCUUGUAAGCAUGGUGUUCAUUAACGUUACAACUAUACUUCCCGCUCAGGAAACAUCAGCUAGAAACUCGGUCAAGGCUGCCUGUUGCAUAAUCCCAUCUAAACUAGCUACCUAGUGCUCAAUCAGUCAUAUCAACUCGCGUAACGUUACCCACCUCGUCAACAGUCCGCCUGGGAAGAUGCAGCAUCCCUAGCAAGAGUUUUAGCUUCACUGGAGGCGACAAACUCGAAAAACACAACCGUAUAUUGUCGAUAACUGAAACGGUCUUCCUCUUGACAUGCUGCACCGCAGUAUGGCAUCGAGCGGCUAUUUGAAAGCGGUGAUGCUGCUCUUGGCCGUGCAGAUGCUGUCUUUUAGGCCAGGCUUUAGCGAGCAGGAGACAGGGACGGUAAUACCUGCCGAAAGUCGUCCCUGUGUGGACUGUCAUGCAUUUGAAUUCAUGCAGAGGGCACUGCAAGACCUCAAGAAGACUGCUUUCAACCUCGAUGCCCAGACUGAGACCCUGGUGUUGAGGGCAGAGAGGCGAGCCCUGUGUGGAUGCAUGCCCACUAAUACCCUGCACUGAGUUAAGCAGCGAUGUGACCUCACCAUGGCAACCGACUCCACACCCACUAUUACCGGACACCUUCUUUAAACUACUACAAACAAUGCCUGGUCUAGGCAGAUGUGUCUGAGCCUUCUUCUAUGGAAUAUUGUAAAAAAAAAAAAAAAAAAAAAGUUUCAUAAUUUGUA